AUGGGAAAAGAUAACGAAAUUGAGGCUUGGCUCCAGGGUUCCUUGAAAAGAAAACAGGUGGUUAACCUGUCUCCUGUCAACAGUAAGAGGCCCAAUGGCUUUGUUGAUAACUCAUUCCUUGAUAUCAAGAGAAUCCGCGUCGGGGAGAACCUCUCUGCAGGACAAGGGGGCCUCCAAGUAAAUAAUGGACAAAAUCAGAUUAUGUCAGGGAGCUUGCCCAUGAGCCAAGCACCCCUGCGGAAGACUAACACUCUGCCACCCCAUACACAUCCUCCUGGAAAUGGUAUCUUUAAUAUGGGCUUAAAGGAAGUGAAGAAGGAACCAGGAGAGACUCUAUCUUGCAGUAAGCACAUGGAUGGCCAGAUGACCCAGGAGAGCAUGUUUUCCAAUAGGUACGGAGAGGACCCUGUAGAGCAGCUGAUGGACCCAGAGCUGCAGGAACUGUUCAAUGAACUGACCAACAUAUCUGUGCCUCCCAUGAGUGACCUGGAGCUGGAGAACAUGAUCAAUGCCACCAUCAAGCAGGAUGACCCAUUUAACAUUGACUUGGGUCAGCAAAGCCAGAGGAGCACUCCCAGGCCCUCCUUGCCCAUGGAGAAGACAGUGAUCAAGAGUGAAUACUCCCCGGGCCUAACCCAGGGCCCCUCGGGCUCCCCUCAGCUGAGGCCCCCAUCAGCUGGCCCUGCAUUCUCCAUGGCCAACUCCGGGCUCUCCGCUUCCUCCCCGGUCCCUUCUGUCCCUCAGAGCCAGGCUCAGCCUCAGACAGCCUCGGGAGCGAGCCGGGCCCUGCCGAGCUGGCAGGAAGUAUCCCACGCCCAGCAGCUCAAGCAGAUCGCGGCCAACCGUCAGCAGCAUGCCCGGCUGCAGCAGCACCAGCCUACCACCUGGUCGGCCUUGCCCUCCUCCACUGGGCCAUCGCCAGGUCCGUUUGGGCAGGAGAAAAUCCCCAGCCCUUCUUUCGGUCAGCAGCCAUUCAGCCCGCAGAGCUCCCCGAUGCCUGGGGUGGCGGGCGGCGGCAGCCAGUCGAAGGUGAUGGCUAACUACAUGUACAAGGCCAGCCCGUCGGCCCAGGGAGGGCACCUGGACGUGCUCAUGCAGCAGAAGCCUCAGGAUCUCAGUCGGAGUUUCAUGAACGCCCCGCACACAGCCAUGGAGCCCCGGCAUGGCAACACUAAGCCUUUGUUCCAUUUUAACUCAGAUCAAGCAAGCCCGCAGAUGCCUUCCGUUUUGCCUUCCCAGGCUAAGCCAUCUCUCCUGCACUAC
Leptonychotes weddellii (Weddell seal) is the source of this 1263-nucleotide messenger RNA. NCBI's taxonomy places the organism in Eukaryota, Metazoa, Chordata, Mammalia, Carnivora, Phocidae. The record is from RefSeq and is a predicted model, not a curated record.